This is a messenger RNA of Nelumbo nucifera (sacred lotus), 818 nucleotides long. RefSeq names its product Lactoylglutathione lyase / glyoxalase I family protein (gene GLYI4). NCBI's taxonomy places the organism in Eukaryota, Viridiplantae, Streptophyta, Magnoliopsida, Proteales, Nelumbonaceae. The record is from RefSeq and is a predicted model, not a curated record.
UUUCCUCUUUCAAAGUGUCUUCUCUUCUGUGUCUCAAAAACAAAUUUCCAUUUCAAAUAUCUCGUGUUUUAGACUUUCUUUUUGGGUCAACAUUGAUUGAGUUUAGUUUUAUUGAUUCUUGGUAGAGGUUGAGAUUGAUUUUGUAUAUCAUUCGGUAAUCUUGUUGAAUUCGAAGAUGUUGGAUAUGGAUAUGGUGGGAGGAUCUCUUCAUCUUACAUCGUUGAAUCAUGUCUCGAUGCUGUGUAGAUCAGUCAAAAAAUCUCUACAUUUCUAUCAGCACGUACUAGGGUUCAUCCCAGUUAGGCGGCCUGAAUCUCUCAACUUCGAGGGAGCAUGGCUAUUCGCUUAUGGAAUUGGCAUCCAUCUUCUGCAAGCAGGGAACCCAGAAAGCUUGCCGACGAAAAGCGAGAUUAAUCCUAAAGACAAUCAUAUUUCUUUCCAGUGUGAGAACAUGACAGUAGUGGAGAGGAAGUUGAAGGAGAUGGGAAUAGAGUACGUGCAGAAUAGAGUAGAGGAGGGUGGGAUAUACGUGGACCAGUUGUUUUUUCAUGACCCAGAUGGCUUCAUGAUCGAGAUUUGCAACUGUGAAAACCUGCCGGUGGUCUACCUCGAUGGCGAACCCGCUGGAGCAGUUUGCUCGAGACGUAGUUUCAAGAAGCACCAGCAACCACCACCAUCACCGCAAAUGGUUAAAUGUGUUACAGCAGUAUCUGUUAAGGAGGACUACCUCUCUUGUGCAGGAUUCUAUCGAGAGGGAUCGAAUUGUUAGAUCAAAAGUAUAUUCCUUUUGUGUAGUGUUGUAAUUUUUUUUUUCACUU